AUAGCUGACUUGUCAGCUCUCUCACAUCUCACGCAGAGAAAAUGGAGGAGUCACGAGAAUCUCCGGCGGAUCACGGCUUUUACAUGCCGGCGGAGUGGGAACCUCAUGCUCAAACCUGGAUCGGUUGGCCUGAACGGCAAGAUAACUGGCGUCACAACGCUUUACCUGCACAGCGAGUGUUUGUAGAUGUUGCAAAGGCAAUCUCAGUCUUUGAACCUGUGACAGUCUGUGCAAGCUCGGCUCAGUGGGAAAAUGCAGGGAAACAGCUUCCAGAGGAGAUUAGAGUUGUUGAGAUGAGCAUGAAUGAUUCUUGGUUCCGCGACUCUGGACCAACUGUUGACCACCGAUGGCGGAAACAGAACGGCAGUAGCGUUCCCACAUGGUGCGGAAGCGAGGUUGACCACCGAGAUCCCAGAGCUUGA
This is a messenger RNA of Brassica oleracea var. oleracea, 422 nucleotides long. RefSeq names its product agmatine deiminase-like. The transcript is spliced from 4 exons. Gene Ontology annotation, biological process: putrescine biosynthetic process. Gene Ontology annotation, molecular function: agmatine deiminase activity; protein-arginine deiminase activity. The record is from RefSeq and is a predicted model, not a curated record. Bases 42 to 422 code for a protein of 126 amino acids. NCBI's taxonomy places the organism in Eukaryota, Viridiplantae, Streptophyta, Magnoliopsida, Brassicales, Brassicaceae.